CUGAAGCCCUAGGGCCAGGCUAUGCCAGGGCCUACUGCCCAGCCACAGCUGAGCAAGCCCAGCUCGAUGUGACUGAGUCCCACCCCAUUGCCAGCGGUGCCAAUAGCUUCACCUCCCUGUGUCACCUCAGUGCUAGAGCAACUGGGGACCUCAUGGGUGCCCUGAGAGACCCCCUGGAUCUCACCAAAUCUGCCACAGCUCUCUUGGGACUGUCUGUGCUCCUGCAGCCACAGGACCCCAUGGCAGGGGCAGCUUGCAGGGAGGGUGCUGGCCACUGGCACUACCAGAUCAUGAUGGUAUUUGUCAGCUCCUGCUGUUCCUGUCAGAUUGGUUCCAAGUCCUUGGAGUGCAGUGAACAGCCACUCCCACCCCCCUCUCCACCCAGACCUGUGCAGCGUGUGCAGCCACUGGGGGAAAAGCUGGUCUCCGAAUGCAGUGACACAGAAAAUUCUGUCUGUGUCCACUGUGAGAGUGGACACUAUCAGCAGAGCUGGACCAAGGAGAGGCACUGUGCCCCCCACGAUAUCUGUGAAGACAAUGCUGGCCUCAUCGUGAAGACACAAGGAAACACAACACACAACACUGUGUGUGAGUGCCAGGUUGGCAUGCACUGCUCUGACACCAGCUGCCAGACCUGCGUGGAGAACCAGCCCUGUCAGCAUGGCUUCGGCUUUGUGGCAGCCAAGGCCCUGGCCCGGAUGUCAUCCCCCUGUGAGCCCUGUGCAGAAGGCACCUUCUCCAAUGUCUCUUCUAAAACUGAGCCAUGCCAUCCCUGGACAAGCUGUGAGGAAAAGGGACUGGUGGUGAAGGCAAAAGGGACGAGCACCUCGGAUGUGAUCUGCGAGUCGAGCAAGCGCUCCUCACUGUCGGUGCUGAUCCCCAUCAUGGCUGCAGUCGUCACAUGCCUCGUGGGCAUCUGCAUCUACUGCUUGGUCCACACAAAUCCCAGGCGACGGGUGCAAGAGAUAGAGGCUGUGAAGCCCAGAGAGAUCCUGGAGGCCCAGCAGCCCGUGGAAGUGGAGGAAAUCUUACCUGUGCAGGAGACCCUACUCAGGGGCCAGCCUGUGGCCCAGGAGGAUGGCAAGGAAAGCCGCAUCGCAGAGCAGGAGAAGCUGUGAGAGUGCAGGGCACUGCCUCCAACAGGAGCACAGACUGAGGCCAGCAUAGUCUCCUGCGUUCCCUCUCCAGCCUGGAAGGAAAUCCAGCAUCUGGCCUGGCUGCAACUGAUGUGACACUGCAGCGGACCAUGGCACGACCACCCCCAUGGGGAUGCCAUAGCAGUGCUUAGUCUGGCCGCCUGCCCAGGCCUGCCACGACAGAGCAAAGCUCAGCUGCCUGCACAGGGAUGCAAGAGCAGAGCCUGGUCCCACCACCCUCCUGGGGUGCUGCAGCAGAGCGCAGUGUGGCUGCUCAUGUGCUGACCCCUUGGCAGAGCCUGGUGCAGCCAUGUGCUGGAACUGCUGUGGCGGAACAGAGCAGGGCAGCUGCUCAUGCGGACCCCCCAUGGCAGAGCCUGGUCUGCCUGACCCCUGUGGAUGCCAGGGUGGAGCGUGCCAGCUGCUGGUGUGGGACCCCCCCCCCCCCCCCACGGCAGAGCACAGUUUGGCCACCUGCCUGGGGGGCUGCAGUAGCACCCAGCUGGGCCAUCUGCACAAGGACCCUACAGUUACUGGCCAUGGAGGCUGGGUGGCUGCUGGCACUGGGGCAGGGCAGCAGCCCCCGUGUUGACCCGGACCAGACGGGCUCCGUGGGCACAAAUAAAGGCAGGACUCGCUGUCCUGGCAGUGCCUGCACCCCUCUUCUCUCGGCCGCGGGAUGGGGGUGACAGGACCGGUGCGCGGGGCCAGGCACCGACGCGCGGCGGCCGGGAGAUGGUGCUGCGGGACCGGCGCCGCGUGGGGUGGGACCGUCCGCGCUCGCCUCCAGGGCGGCCCCGCCCUGGGUGGGGGUCUGGGCUCUCUGCGGACACGCUCCCUCCACCGGCCGGUCCCGCGGCGCUGGGCAGCCCGUGGGAGGGCUCCGCUGGGCUCGGGGGACGCCGCCGAGACUGCCCACCACCGCGUUUCUCCACUGCCGCGGCGGUCCCCCCCCCCCCGCCCACUCAGGCACCCACUGGCACGUGCGCAGCCGAGGGCACACGCUGCUGCCGCGUGCCGCGCAGCCCACUCCCCACGCAGCCCACGCGGCUGCAGCGCGCAGCCCGGCCCCGCUGCCUGCAGCCACCCGCGGGGGGAGCUGCCGCAGUCGCGGCCACGGCGCUGCGGGGGGAACGGCUGGACUCGAUUCUUCUUCGCCGCUCCGCUGACAAAAAGCUGUAAUUAAACUUUGUUAUAUUCUC
Grus americana (Whooping crane) is the source of this 2338-nucleotide messenger RNA. It is a transcript of the gene CD40, whose product is annotated as CD40 molecule. Gene Ontology annotation, biological process: immune response-regulating cell surface receptor signaling pathway; positive regulation of tyrosine phosphorylation of STAT protein; CD40 signaling pathway. Lineage: Eukaryota; Metazoa; Chordata; Aves; Gruiformes; Gruidae. Gene Ontology annotation, cellular component: CD40 receptor complex; external side of plasma membrane; membrane. The record is from RefSeq and is a predicted model, not a curated record. Gene Ontology annotation, molecular function: protein binding; transmembrane signaling receptor activity; antigen binding. The coding region runs from base 153 to 1118 and encodes 321 amino acids. The transcript has 8 exons.